Molecule: messenger RNA, 26163 nt
Organism: Podarcis lilfordi (Lilford's wall lizard)
Lineage: Eukaryota; Metazoa; Chordata; Lepidosauria; Squamata; Lacertidae
Source: the annotation of a GenBank genome assembly
UUUUUUUUUUUUAGUUUUAACCUCGCAGCCGGCCAGGCUGCCUCGCGGUUGGCUCGUUAUGCACGUGGAGCUGGCUGCCGGCGUCGCGUGACCUGGCUGGCUGUGUUGGCGCAGGCCCAGUUCUGCCUGGCCGUCCUCGGCAUUGGAAGCAGCAGUAGGAACUGCGGGGAUUGUGGUGACCGGACGGGGCCGGGCCGGCAGGCAGGGAGUUAGGCAGGCAUGGCCGGACCCACGCAGGAGAAGAGCACGCUGCUGCACCUCUUCGCUGGAGGGUGAGUCCUUCUCCCUCAUUUCAUUCAUCCUUCUGGGCUCAUCCUGAAAGCGUUUUCUCUCCCCAUUCAUCCUUCGCCCCCAUCCUCAUUCAUUAUCUCCCCUCCCACACUUUAUUCAUUAAUCUCCCCCAUCCAUCCCCUUCUUCCUCCAUUCAUCAGUCUUUUGUAAACCGCUUUGAGUUCUAUUGUUUUUUACGAUCAAGCGGUGUUUUAAUUUUUAUGAAAUAAACAAUAAAUAAAUUAUUUCUCUCACAUGCGCCCCUUCUCUCCAUUCAUCUCUUCUUUCUUGAUUUCUUCCCCUGCCUUUUGACCACUACCCUUCCUCUUCCUCUCUGAAUUUACAUUUAUUUGUUGUCUCAAAUCUUCCUUGUGUCUCUCUUUAUAUAUUGCCCUGCUGUCUUUUAUGUCAUUAUCCUCAUCCUACCCAUUUUCUCAUCCUCCUCUUUCAAGGGGGGUGGGGUGGGGAGAAAAUAACGCUGUUAAUGGCUACUGCCCAUGAUGGUUAUGCUGUGCUUCCACGGUCAGAGGCAGUAAAAAGCUAACACUUCUGUAUAUCACUUGCCAGAAACCACAGAAGGGUAGAGGGCUCUUGUGUUCCUGCUUGCAGGCUUCCCAUAAUGGGCACCUGAUUGACCACUGUGAAAAUAGGAUGAUGGACUAGAUGGGGCACUGGCCUAAUCCAGCAAGGCCUUUCUUACGUUUUCCUCCAUUCACCCAUUUGCACAUUCUCCUCUUCUUUCUUCGUACCUUCCUUCUUCUUUGCUUUUCUCUUCCGUGACUUCAAAAUGGUACAUCCAUAUACAGGCGCAGCCUACCUCUGAGGUCCUGAAAACGCCUGCUAAGGAGUGCCCAGCAGUGCACAUUCUAUUGGAAGCAAAAUGCUUGGAUAAAUGAGCCUUCCAUCCAACCUAGUAGGCCUUGUUUAUUUAUAAGGAAACACAAACAUACACAUGUGCUCCCCACACACUUCAUAACCCCUUGCUGGCAUUCAUAUAGUGCUUUAGAAUGUCAGUUGUGUUUGUACACAUGUGGCAUAGUGGUUAGGCCAAGGGUGCAGGAGCCUGCAGCCCUCCAGGUGCGUUUGGGUUCCAUCUCCCAUCAUCCAGCACGUUCAAUAGUCAGGGGUCAUCUGGAAGUCUGCAGGUUCCCCUUUCUUGGGUUUGAGUGUCAGACUGGAAGCAGGGAGAUCUGGGUUUAAAUCCCCCAAUUGAACCAUGAACCUCACCAGGUGCCCUUGAGCCAGUUUGCCCUCCAUCAACUUGAUCUAUCUCUCAGGAUUAUUGUAAGUGUAAAAUAUGCACAUGUGUCAAUGAGAAUCAGCACUGUGUUGAGCUCCUUGAAGGAAAGACAGGCUGCAAAUGUAAUAAAAAUAAUAAUGCACUUACAGCAGCCCUGUGAGGUAGGCCAGUUUACUUAUUACCUCAUGGCUAGUGCCUUAAAUGGCUUUUUAGAAGGUUGGAAAUAAUUAUGCAGGGUGUGCCAAUUCAUUGCAUCCAUGUAUAAAUGCAGGACUCUGUCCUUUUUGUGAGCUUUCCAGAAGGUUGUGAUUGGACACUGGGCUAGAUGGAUCUCUGAACCAGCAAGGCCCUUUUAAUUUUUGGUCCUUUACUUUCCCAGCGGAGCAAGAUCAGACCUGUGUUCAGUCGUCAACUCAUUGUGUGGCUUUGAGCAAGCUGCUGGCUCUCUCAGCCACCACCACCCCGUCUGUAAAAUGGGACUAACAUAUCUCGGUGAACAGUAGAGCUUUUCAAGUGCUUUACAAUGAAAAGUGUACAUUACAAGUGGUUUGGGCUACACCUGCACCUGCAGCCACAGCUCACUGGUGGGAUGUCUGCUUUGCAUGCAGAAGCCUCCUGGUUCAAUCCCCUGUGGCGGUAGGACUGGGAGAGAAUUUGUGCCUAAAACCCUGGAGAGCAGCUACCAGUCAGUGCAGACAAUUCAGAGCUAAAUGGGACAGUUGUAUUACUCUGUAUAAGGCAGCUUCCUAUGGACUACAACUCCCAAUGUAGCUGUAGUCUAAGACUUCUGGGGGGCGCCAGGUUGGCGAAGUCUGCUAUUAUUUUCCAAGGCAGGUUUAUUGCAUGCAUUGCAAGGUUGGGGCAGACUUGUUCCUCUUGCCAUCCUGGGCCUAAUGGAUACCUGAACAGGCAUGACCAGAUCUUAGGCAGGAAUCAGGGGAGAUUUUAGAAUGUGUCUGGUUUGUUGGUUUGUUGGUUUGUUUGUUUGUAUCAUAGCCUGCCUUUUUUAAUUGUCUUGAAAGUGAAAACAAAAGCAUUUCUAUUAUUAUUUUAAGUCCUUGUUCUAUUCAGAAAGGACUUCCACGUUCUGGGGAUGUGGGUUUCCCGGCUUGCUUUUUAUAGACAACUAAUCUGGGAGUGCAGAGACACUAAAUUGUGUGCGAUCCGUCCCUCCCUCCCUCCAAAGUCUGCUUCAUGCAUCUGCUUAUUUGUGCUUAGCAAAGUGUAGGGAAAUCCUUCUCUCCCCUACACCACUACUAAAAAAAACCCCCAUCUAGCUAGCUUACUCUUGGCUUUCGGCUCUCCCUUUCUUUUCAUUUGUCAUGCUUUAGGCAAAUACUGCAUUAUAGAUUGUUGCUUCCUGGCUGCAAGUCUCACGCUGCCUUGUCUGCUCUGCACUGGUUCUUGGGCAAAGAGGGAUGUUAUAUGGAUAUAUCUGUCCAAGUGUUGCAUCAUACCAGGCCAGAGUAGAACUGAGGCAGCUUUGUGUUUUGUAAGCAAGAGUGCUGUCUGGGUAUCUUUUUUGUGCAGCACGCUGUGUGUGUGGUGUUUUGAUCCAUGGUGACGGAGGAAGGACCCUGGAUCUCAGAUCUAGGUCUCUUCUUACAUGGGAAGUAAACUCAGCUUUUAAAAAUAGAACCAACUUCUAAGUAAGCAGAGCACAUUCCCAUGCAUGUUUAUAAGGAAGGGACGUAGCUCAGAAGGUCCCUGGUUUGAUCCCCAGCAUCUCCAGGUAGGGCUUGGAGAUAUCAUGCCUGAAACCCUGGAGAGUGGCUGCCUGUGAGUGUAGGCAGUACUGUACUGCGUUAGAUGGAGUAAUGGUCUGACUCUGAAUAAGGGAACUUGCCUGUGUCUACACAGAAGGAAGUCUACUCUGGGGUCAUUAGUGCUUUCUCCCAUAUAGGAGAUAGGCACAUAGGAUGCCAUGGUAGCCUCAGUAUCAUUUGGGGAUGGAUCUGUGUUGUGUUUUUAGAAAAUGUGCCCUCUGUAUGGGGAGGGAAUUGCAGACUGAUUUGUAAUCCCUGAACACACACACACACACACACACACACACACACACACACUGUGUGUAUAUAAAUGCUUGUUUUCUCCUCUUGUGUGCAAUGACCGUUUUCUUAAAAUGGUAACUUUCUUUGUUAUUACAUCAGUGCCUCAAGAGUUUCAGUGCUGUUACUUGCAGACUGAACCAAGACAGAGGAUUAUUUCCCCGCAUUGUAUGCCUUGACUGGCUUUCUAAUGACAGGUUAUCUGUCUGUGUCAUCAGAAACUGUUUUGUGAAUUGCCAGCUUUCAGUACAUACUGUAAUUAGCACUUUCUGUAACUUCCUGUGUUUCAUCUCCCUCUGACUUCGCUUUUUACGCUCCUCCCACCUGACCAGGUGUACACAGUCACAUCCAUACCAUGCAUUCGCAGCUGUGACAUCAACGAACAUGGCCUUUUGAAAUUCAUAGAAUCGUAGAUUUGUACAGGACCUCAAGGGUCAUCUAGUCCAACCCCUUGCAAUGCAGGAAUCGCAGCUAAAUGAUUCCUUAGUCAUGUUAUUCUUUCAUAUUCUGUGUGUGAUGCUUUAUAAAAUGUGGAGCCAGUGCAGCAUAGUGUUUAGUUUAGUUUAGCUAGCUAUGGAUGAUGGGAGUUGUAGUCCAACAACUUGGAAACCCAAGUUUGAGAAACCCUGGAGAGUGUUAGACUAAGACCUGGGAAAGACCAGGGUUCAAAUCCCCACUUGGCCUUAGGUGUAAUCUUCUGCCAGUCACUGCCUCUCAGUCUAACCUAGCUCACAGGAGUGUUGUGAAGAUAAAAUAAGGAGAACUAUGUACUUCACCUUGAGGUGGGUUAUAAAUGUAAUAAAAUAUACUAUUACUCAGAGUAGACCCACUGAAUUGAUGGACUUGUGCUAGCCAUGUUCUUUAAUUUCAGUGUGUCUACUCAGUGUAGGACGGACAUUGGAUGCAACCCCCAGAGGUUUGGAUUUGGUUUCAGGGGACCCACAGGGACGAAGCCUUUGUAACAAAGACUCUUUUAUUUUAGUUUAAUCCAAGGCAUCAUUGCAUCCAAGGAGGCUCCAUUGAGUUGAAAUUCCUGCAUUGCAAGGACCCUCAGGUCCGUUCCAGCUGUGCAGUUCUAUGAUUCUGUGAGUUCGAUAGACCUUACUUCCUGAGAAGUGUGCUUAGGAUCACACUUUUGAAAUACAGGAGGCAGUUUUCUCAGUACUGUAUCUGCAUUCCUUUGCAAGCUUUUAUUUUCCCACUCUCUCCCUCCUUUCCAAAUCUGUAUAAAUAAUUACUUAGGGCUUAGAUUCUCUCCACCGCAAGAUGAUGGAAUCCAGGAUGAAAGGGACUUAAUUAGCUUAAGGGCUUCCUGCCUACCUUUAUAUAAAGCUGUCCCUGCAAGGCAGAAUGCCAGUAUAGCAGCACUUUCUCCCUGGUGUGGUCUUGAGAUUUGGACUUGCAUGUGGAAACCCUUAAUAGUGUGUGGUUGUUAAAACAAUUAGAUCCCCUCCCCAUUUGCUAUUUUGCAGAAUUCUGCUUGCGUAUAUUUAUAGAUCUGUGUGUAUACAGUAUGUAUCUUCAGAGCCAGCAUUUGAGGGAGUUGUAUUGGGUCUGGACCCUGCCCCCAAAAUUAAGCAUUAGCUCCCGAAUAUGCAGCUUGGCUCACUGGCUGGCGCGAGUUGCCAAGAUCUAUUUUGGAAGUGAAUCGCCCCACCUCAGCAAGGGUGCUGCAGAGUUUGAAAGUUUCGAAAAAGGGCAACCAGAAUGAUUGAGGGGGUGGAGAAACUCCCUUACGAGAGGAAAGGUUGCAGCAUUUGGGGCUCUUUAAAGAAAAGGUAAGGCAAGAGGUGACAGGUGUCUAAAAUGAUAUAUGGUCUGGAGAAGGUGGAUAGAGGGAAAGGUUUUCUCCCUCUCUCAUAACCCUGGGAUCCGUGGACAUCCCAUGAAGCUGAAUGUUGAACGAUUCAGGACAGAUGAGAGAAAGUCUUUGCUCAUGCAGCACAUAGUUAAACUAUGGAACUCGCUCCUGCAGGACAAGCCAAUGAUGACCACCAGCUUGGAUGGCUAUAAAAGAGGAUUAAACAAAUCUGUGGAGGAUAUGGCUAUCGGCAGCUACUAGACAGGGUGUCUCUAUCCUCCCAGGGCUACAAUUCUCAGAAUGGUUGGACAAUCGGUCCCUCUUCACAGGGAACACUGGGAGUCGCAGCUCUGAGAGCAGGCAGGGGUCUCCUAAGGAACUCCCAGCACCCUGAACAAAUUACAGUUCCCAUAAUUCUUUGUGGGGAAGCCAUGACUGUUUAAAGUGGUGACAUAGUGCUUUAAGUGUAUGGCAUGAAUGUCACCCUGAUUUUUUCCUUUGGGGUAGGCUUGGUCGUAAUUGCCUCAGUGCAGGGCCUUUUGUUGUGGUGGCUCCUCCUCUCAGAGGACAUCUGCAUCUUUACUGCAUCACCUCUCAUUUGUGGGUGAAAACUGUUCCGUUCCAUCAAGGCAUUUGCAAAUCCUCACCAUCUUUAUUUCUUUUGUGUUUGUUCAGUUAUUUUUUGUGGACUUCAUACAGUGUUUUAAAAAAUCAGACGAUCAUAAGAAUGCUUUCAUGUUGAAAGGCAGUCUCUUAAUGUUUUAAAUCAGGCAUAGGCAAACUUGGCCCUCCAGUUGUUUUGGGACUGCAACUCCCAUCAUCCCUGACCACUGGUCCUGUUAGCUAGGGAUGAUGGGAGCUGUAGUCCUAAAACAUCUGGAGGGUCAAGUUUGCCCAUGCCUGUUCUAAAUAAAUGCUGGAAAGUGUGCCCCUUCCCUGAAGUGAUUCCUUCCUUUCCUUAGCCAUGGGAACCUGCUGAGGGAAUAAAAAAAAAAUAGUUCUCUAGGUGCCAACAUUAUUUUAAGAUGUCUAGGCAACCAGGCACAUGGGAUUUUCUAGCUCUGCAGUAUAGUCAAUAAUUGCUGUUCCAAGCUAAAUGGUUUCUCCUUCACUUAAGCAGAGAAGAUCCUUGGGCAAAGUUCCUUAAAGCAGUGUUAGGAACUCAGAUAUAUUAGCUAACCACCAAAUGGCACCUUAAACCUAGGUUACUAUCGCCACAAUAGAAUGUCUAGGCACCAUAUUAUUAUAAUUUUUUACAAUGAGACUUAUUCAUUUCUAUACCACUUUAUAUUUUAAAGAAAAAAAUCUCAAAGCAGUUGACAACACACUAAACCAUCAAAUCAAACAAUCCAGAAUAAAACAGAUUGAAACUUCAAGGAAAACAUUUCAGAUCCUUCUCUAAGUGACAUUUUGCUUUCCCCAUAUAUAUCUACUUAAUUUAUAAAGCUGCCCCAUAGCAAAAGGACUCUAGGAAACCAGUGUGGUGUAGCGGUUAGAGUGUCAGACUAGGACCUGGGAGAUCAGGGUUCAAAUCCCCACUCGGUCAUGAAGCUCACUGGGUGACCUUGGGCCAGUCACAGCCCCUUAACCUACCUCACAGGGUCGUUGUAAGGAUUAACUGAGGAAGCAGGGUGAACCAUGUACUCCUUGCAGGAAAAGGUGGUAUAUACAUUCAAUAAAUAAGCUGUUCUGCUUACGAAAGCUGGAGGGGACAGCCAGAUGGAGAUGUCAGUUGCCAACCUGGCACCCAGAGACCUCCGUGUGGUUGCAAUUGGAUCCACACCUGUCACAAAAUGCACCUGGCUAAUUUCUGACAUUGCCUUAAAGAUAGGGUCUAUUAAUGGUGGAUGGAGGGUAUUGUUGUUCCGCCAAUCUUUACACACACACACACACACACACACACACUGACCAUCACUUGUAUCUGACCCUUGGGCUAAGCCAGGCUUCCUCUUUUCUCCAGCCCACCACCCUCUUGCCCAGCAGUGGUCCUUCUGAUGCAAAUGCUUCUUCCCUGCCAUUUGUCCUUGGUCCCUAGCAUUUAAAGGUAGACUGCCUCUGAGCCAGGGUGAUCCAUUCAGUUAGCAUGACUGCUGAUUGUUAUGGGACCCCUCCCCUCUCAAAAUGCUGUCAAAAGCCAGCAGUCAUUUGCAACAAGUUCCAUGAGCUGGUUGUGCAUUAUUUGUGCAAAAAGCUUUGGCUUGUGUCCUGCUAGGUUCUGCUCAGAGGUGGCCCACUGAAAUGAACGGGUCAGUCCCACAUGGGUGAACUUAGGCUCGCUAAUUUCAGUUGGACUACUUGUGAGUAGGAGUAACGUUGACUGCAGGCCAUUGUCUUUGCUAAAUUCCUGGCGUUGGCUGCAUUGUAGUGCUGGAGGGAGCUGGUGUUAGCAGUUUCCCUUUGCUUUAAUAUAUAUCUGGCAGCAAACAAAGCAGCAGGGAAAAGUCAGGUUCCCCCCCCUUCAAGUUGAGCUUGUGGGGCAAGAGGGAGACCUAUCUGGGCCUCCCUUGGUCCAACUUAAACAUUAAUCAACCUGAGCGGCAAAGAGUUUGUUUUAUUUUACUCUUUAUUGUUUUAUUGAAUGUUUAAAAUGGGGGGGGGGGUCGGGUCAGCAGCCUCUUUUAUCUUCUUGAGAGCAACAUUCCUUCAUGAGUGAUGGACGGGGCCAGAAUCAGUGGCCCCCUUUUUCAUUUCCUUGGGUCACCCACUGCCCUGCCGUCCUUAAUUUUGCUCCCUCUUCUCUCUAGGUCACCCCCUUUUCUUUAUUUCUGGCUCACCCCACUUCCUUUUUCUUUCUCCCAUCCCAUACUCAGGAGAUCAUAGAAUCAAAGAAUUGUAGAGCUGGAAGGCACAGUGAGGAUAAUCUAGUCCUAUCUCCCUGCAAUGUUGGAAUCUCCACUAGUGCAUCCAUGACAGAUGUCCAUCCAAUCUCUUCUCAAAAGUCUCCAAUGAAGGAGAAUCCACCGCAUCUCCUAGGAGACUGUUCCACUGUCAAACAGCUCUUGCUGUCCGAAAGCUCUUCCUGAUGUUUAGUCGCAAUCUCCUUUCUUGUAACUUGAAUCCAUUGGUUCUGGUCCUACCCUCUGGAGCAGGACAAAACAAGCUUGCUCCAUCCUCCAUUUGACAGCCCUUUAGAUAUUUUAAGAUGGCUAUCAUAUCUUAUCUCUGCCUCCUCUUUCCCAGGCUAAACAUACCCAACUCCCUAAACCAUCCCUCAUAAGGCUGGGUUUCCUUGAUGAUCUCGAAACCAAGAGGUCAGAACUGAUCGCUUGUGGGUGGCUUCUGAAAGGAGGCUGAGGCCCACAGGCUGCCCACCCUGGUAGUAAAGGCAUCCAUCCCCUCCAACAACACCUGGGACAAAUAGGAACAUAGAAGACUGCCUUACAGCAAGUUGGACCAUUGGUCCAUCUAGCUCAGCCUAGAUGCCUACUGGUUGGCAUCAGCUUUCCAGGGUUUCAGGUAGGGGACAAUUCCCAGCCGUACCUAGGAAUGGAACCUGGGAGGUUCUGGGUGCAAAGCAGAUGCUCUACCACUGAGCUACAGCUGUUCCCUUAAAAUAUAUGAACAAAGGAAGCUGCCUUAUACUGAUUACGCCAUUGGUCCAUGUAGCUCAGUAUUGCUUACAGUGAUUGUCAGUGACACGAGAUGUCAGCUUGUGAUGGAUGUCUCCCCGUACCUGCUGCAAAUCCUCUUUUUUAACCCACCCCCUCACUUUUUUGCUUUUCCUUCGUUCCUCUGCACAUCUGAGAUGUUUGGCUCUUCUUUGGAAUGAUGCAAAAUGUUUCCCUUGGAUCCACAGCAGGCUGCUUUUCAGUAGCUUUCCUGGUUUUGGGGGCAAGAAUGUGGAAAAAGGAACAACCCCACCCCCAGUGCCUGCAGAAUUGGUUGCUGCAAAGGAUAAUUAAUUAUUCUGCAGAGCCGGUUUGCACCGGCUGUUCCAGGCCUCCAGAGUUGCUCAAUGUGCUUUGUUGAAAUCCACAGUGACAUCUGUGAACCAUUCAUGCUGACGGUGCAGCUAUUAAUGCGGCGGCGCAUGGGGUUGCAGGUGUACAGCAGCGGGAACGGCUUGCUCACCCAGGACAGCUCUUUGAUUUAAUACAUUGGUUAUUCCUUGGUUGAGUGAAUGGUGUGAGUCUUGGUUGCCAAAUUUGUUUAUUUUAUUUUUAAAUGGUUCUUUUGGGUAACUGUUAGCUUAAUCUAGAAGCAUAGUAAGGUGCUUUAUAGAGAGGCAAGCCAUUGGGUCCAUCUAACUCUGUAUUCCCAUCACUGCCUGGAGAUGCAUUUCGGGAUUGAGGCUGGAAACUUUGGUGUGCAGAGCUGACACUCUGUCACUGAGCUGUGGCUACGGGAGGCUUUGUCCAAAACAUCUGGAGGGCACCAGGUUGUCAAGGACUGCUUCAAAUUGGUCUUGUAGUUUAUACUUCUCUUUCACAAAGCACUUGAAAAGCUUUUGUGUGGUUGCUGAGGUCCACUUGCCCCAUUUUACAGAUGGGGUAAAUUGAGAUUGAAAGCCAGCAGCUUGCCCAAAGCCACAAUGAGCCACAACCCUUCUCCCCACCUCCCACAGUAUGGAAACAGAUUUGAGUGCAUGAAAAGGUACGCACGCUUUAUUGAACUAUACCCACGCGUCUUGGAACUUAUGUACAGGGGAUUGGAUUACCCUUGGACCCCAUCCAACUCUACAGUUCUAUGAUUCUGCGACCAAUUUUGCCCAGGAUGCAAGCAGACCUCCAAGAUGCUUGGGAGCUAAGUCUCUCCCAAACCCUACCACUUUUAUUACCUCUACUUGUAGAUGCCAGGGAUAAAACCUGGCACCUGCUGAAUGUACAGCUUAUGCUGCUUCCAUUGAACUAUGAGGCUAUCCAUCUGCAAUGCUCCCUUUCAAUAUAUAAGCUAGGCAUGGGGAGCAGUCUCUGUGGAGAAGGUUAAAAAGAGUUUGAGCCUGGCAGAAGAGGUAAACAGCUGGUGCUCUGAGGAUGUCUGCCAAGUCUUGGAGAGAAGUCGGAAUGUUUUGCAAAACAUGUGAUAUCACUUGCAGGGGGCUCGUCGGAGGGCGUGUGGGUGUGCGUGCAAUCAAAACAUUCUUCGCACUAAACGGGGCGGCUGGAGGAGCAUGCCAUCGCGCCUGGUAACCUUGCGCCUUACUUUUAGAAGGAAGCCCACAGAAGGCCAACUUACUGGUUGACGCACCAUGAUACCGUCUCUGUGUGAGCGUGUGUGAAUAAUCCGUUGCUGAUUUUUGCUGGGGAAGGGUUUGACUUUCUUCCUCUAUACAUAAAAGUGUAAGGCUGUCAUCACUCAGAGGAUUUGCAGAGCCGUAUCACAAAUCGGGAAUUGCAUGAAGAACAAUCCAAGAGGUCAAGAAAAGAAAGCUUAGCGGUUGCAUGGGGUGAGAAGGGGACACUCUAGGGAGUGAAGGUUGGGGAAUGGCAGUGGGGUUGGCAAGUGGAGCGAGUUGGGGCACAGACCCUAGUAUGGUGCAUACAAAUAUAAGGCCACAAUUGUACUCCUCCUCCGGUCAUGUUCAGUUAUGGAACUCGUCAUCUGCUGUUGCUUCAUCUGCCAAAGGUAGCCCUCACUUCCUUUUUGUUUAAUAUGCCUGAUCUCAUCUGCACUGGGAUUUACCGUAUCUGAGUGCCGUGCUUUUGAUUGACAGUGUUUCUGCGGAAAGAGGAAGGAAAACGAGUAAUGCAAUACCUGAAAAUAUUAGUGUGGGUGUUUACAGUAGAUGGCUUGAAUUGUACAGUAUUCAGUGGGUGUUUUCAGUUAGUUUUAAGUGUCAUCUGAUACGCUUGUGUCCUGUCAUAUUUAUGUGUACAUAAUACAUAUAUACAAAAAACAAGCCAUUAUAGAUCCUACAUUGCGGAAUUUCAGAAUGCUGAUUUUUUAAAAUAUCUAUUAAGAUGCAGUUCAGCUAGUUUGUGGAAGGUGGGAAGCUUAGCAGCGGGAGCUUAUUUGAACAGCUUAGCUUCAUGGAGCCUCCGUUUCUAAUAAUAAUAAUAAUAAUAAUAAUAAUAAUAAUAAUAAUUUAUUAUUUAUACCCGCCCAUCUGGCUGGGUUUCCCCAGCCACUCUGGGUGGCUUCCAACAAAACACUAAAAUACCUAUUAAACAUUAAAAGCUUCCCUAAACAGGGCUGCCUUCAGAUGUCUUCUAAAAGUUUGGUAGUUAUUUUUCUCUUUGACAUCUGGUGGGAGGGCGUUCCACAGGGCGGGUGCCUCUACCGAGAAGAUCCUCUGCCUGGUUCCCUGUAACUUGACUUCUCACAGCGAGGGAACCGCUAGAAGGCCCUCGGCGCUGGACCUCAGCGUCCGGGCAGAACGAUGGGGGUGGAGACGCUCCUUCAGAUAUACAGGACUGAGGGUGUUUAGGGCUUUAAAGGUCAGCACCAACACUUUGAAUUGUGCUCAGAAAAGUACUGGGAGCCAGUUUACAGAGGAAGUCCAUCUUUCAGGGUGCUUGGGAUAAAUAACGGGGAGACACCUGUUGCUUUCAUGCCCUGUCUUGUGGAGCCGUCUGGCUUGCUGUCAUUUGCUAACCUGCUGCUGGGCUCAGUUUGUUUUGCAAUUUACUACUGCAUUAAUAAAUACUGUAAUGGAAGGGAAGGCUCAGGACAGACAAAAGUUAUAGCAUUUCUGCAAAGCGUCCGCUCAAAACAAUGGAAUCCAAUCCUACAAGAGGCACUGAGGGCCACCAGUUGGGAUGGCUUUGUCAAAAGGAUUAGACAAGUUCAUGGAAAAGGCUCUCAGUGACUACUAGCCACAAUGACUAUGUUCUGCCUCUAUCCUCUGGUCAGCAUUGUAUGUUUGUGGACAAUGCUAGAAACUCAGAUAUUUGAGGUACAUGCCAAAUGGCUCCUUAAACCAGAGUUAGUCGCCAAAACAGAAUACCUAGCUGCCAUUUUGGGGCCAGACAGCUCUAAAAUUGUUUUUCAAUAAAACUGUUUGGUCCCUGAAAUUCAUUCUGAUUGUGCAGAUAAAAUAUACCGGAUAGAAUUCUACAGGAUGUUUUGCUGGUGUGUGAAAAUAGUCAAGAGCCAAGGAUCCCCAGGCAUGCACCUCCAGAUGGUGGAGACGACAGGUGUCAUCAUCCUGGCACCUGGGCAUCUUCCCUUGGCCGCAAGUAGCUGAUGGCUAGGUGCAAAAUACACCUGGUGCCUGGCUAAUUUUGAACACUGCUUCUGGAUACCAGUUUCUUGGGAUUGCUAAUGGGGAGAGCAAUGUUGCAAACAGGUCCUGAUUCUGAGCUUCCCAUUGGGGCAUCUGGGUGGCCACUGUUAGAACAGGAUGUUGAACAAAAUAGGCCUUUGGCCUGAUUCAGCAGGGCUCUUUAUGUUUCCUGCCUAACUGGAAACUUUUGUAUGCAGUAAACCAGGUGUGGCGAACAUGUGGGCCUCUGGAUCUUGUGUUUAUUAUUUAUUUAGACCAGCCUUUCUCAACCUUGGGUCCCCAGGUGCUGUUGGACUACAACUCCCAUCAGCCAUAGCUACCGGGACCAGUGAUCAGGAAUGAUGGGAGCUGUAGUCCAAAAGCAUCUGGGGACCCAAGGUUGAGAAAGGCUGAUCUGGACCUUUUGCACCCUGCUCUUCAGCCAAAAAGGCUCCUAGAGAGGCUUACACACCAUCAAAACAGUCUCUGUCCACAGGCUUACAAUCUUUUUUUUAAACAACCAUGACACACAAGGGGAAAAGGACAGGGAGGGAAAAGUGGGGAAAUCAAACUUGUGCACCAGUUAUUAAACUGUUGCUGAACUACAGCUCCUAUCAUCCCUCUCCAUAGUUAAAAUUCAGCAACAUAUGGAGAUCCAAAUGUUCCCCAGACCUACAAUAAAUGAUUGGGGGGGGGGGCAGGAACAAGAGCAAAGAGGGGUCUCAAAACCUUCACCUGCCAGCCAGUGACUUUGGGGGGGGGGGGGUUUCAUCUGGCUGUCAGUCCCCUUCUCUCCCUCUUGGCUUUUCCGUAUAAUUUUCACAUGACCCUCUCUUGGCCUCCUUUGGCAGCAGGCGUAGCUGCUAAGAAGCUCUAUAAAAAGCCCGCGGAGAAAAAGCUUAGCCACCGAUAGCAUCUUUGUUCCUUUUCUAAAAUUGUAUAACUGGGGCACAGUGACGGCACCGUUGGAGGGAGUAGCCCAUUUUAUACACUGCCUUCAUGUUACUUGCUUUUUUUGAAGGUGCUCCUGUGCCCGCCCAGGACCCCAUACCAUGGCCUGACAUCCAUUGGAUGCCAGCACGCAGUGAUCACUGGAUUAAAUGGAGUGGCCAGGGGAUCAGGCCACUCCUGUCACGCACACAAGGUUUUAAUUGUCCUUCUUGGCAGCCCAAGAAUUGGAUUUUUUUGCUGCCGCUUAGCCAAGGUUCUAGUCUUUUUGUUGCACAGAGAUGCUUUAGAACACGCAAGCCAUGCAUAGUGUUAUUUCAGUAACCAGUGUUCAUUCCUAGGUGGACAUGUUUGUUGCACCUAGUCCCUCCUUCCUUCAACCAGAUGUGUGCCCAUCAGUUGCUUGCUGUAGGGUAUUUGCAAGGUAGUGGGGUGCAUGUUGACCGCCGACCUUUGUUUGCAUUUUUGAGGUGCUCCGUUUUUAAAAUCUUUAGACUGUCAGAACACAUUCAGGCUGGUUGCAAUGAACUGUCUCUCCCUCUCCUCAUCUCCCCGUUCUGAUCCUCUUUUAGGUUCCAUGGACAUGUGAACAGCACAGGGCUUGUGUACCAUGAGGGGGAGGAAUGCAACCUGAUUGCGUUGGCCGUGGCUGUAUUUGCAGAGCUUGAAAGCCAAUGUCAAACCUCUGGUUCUGUACACAGAGCAGAGCGAAGCUCAGAUAACAGCUGGUCUUCAAAGGCCCCUAGUGUCUGUCAUUCAAUGGACUCUGCUCUCCCUCUCUCACACAUAGACCUGGUGCCCAGGUUACAGGUGUGACACAGUAGCCAGGGAUUGGGAGCCUUCAGCUCUCCAGAUGUUUCACUACGAGUCCCAUUAUCCUUCACCAUUGGCCAUGCUGUCUGUGACUGAUGUACGCUGUAGUCCACUUUUGCUGAACUACAACUCCCAUCAGCCCCAGCAAGCAUGACCAAUGGCCAGGGAUGGUGGGAGUUGUAGGCAAGGCCAAAGGCUUCCCACACCUGCUUUAGAUGCAGGCCUUGCCCUCUCCAUGCUUUUUGGAGGUAACCAAAUCAGGUAGUUGAUUUGUUCAAAAUGGGGCUUCCCAUUUGGGGCCUUGGCUCCGGGGAACAUGCAAGAAGUUCCUUUUGGAGCACAAAGGGCAAAAUGUUCUGCCCCUCUCCUGUGACCUGACCUUCAUGGCUCCUGUCUUGUUUAUCUGGAAAGUGGCCCUUUUGAUUGUGGAGUGAUUUCUGAAGCUGCUUUGCCAGUGGUGGUUGAGUGCCAUGGCUCAGAGCAGAGUCACAGGGGCAAGAAAAGCAAGUGAUGCUCUAGUUUGGGAAUGGGGAACCUGUUGAACUCCAGCUCCCAGCAGCCCCAGCCAACACAGUCAGUGAUCAGGGAUGAUGGGAGCUGCAGUCCAUCAACAUCUGGAGGGCCACAGGGUCCCCACUUGUGGCAUGGACAGCACUGAGCAGGAUGGACCAGUGGUCUGGGUUGGUAUACAAGGCAGCUUCCUAGGGCAAGUGGCUGUGAUUUGUAUUCAGUUGUAUAAAGUGCAACUAAAUAAAUUCUUGCUCUUAUCUCUUAAAGAGUUAGUUUAGUAGGGACAGUUUCUUUUUUUCUGUGUCAAGGCCAUGGAUAAGCAGCUUUUGUUUGAUAGUGUAAGCAUCAAAGGCUUAUUAUAUGUAUGUGGUUUUUUAAAAUCUGGGUUUUCAAAAGUUCAGGGGACCUUUCUUCCUCACCAAGAGCGCAUCCUCAAAUCUGUUGUAGAACCUCUUCUGCAUUGCCAAGGAUUCUGGAGGCACAUUAUUAUUUAUUUAACUGAAUCUGUAUACCACUUAAUCGUAAAAACCUCUAACUGGUUUCUAUAAAAUUUAAAAUUGCCAGUGUAAUUAUUUCAUGGGAGUCGGAAGUUAAAAAUAAGUUGGCCUACCAAAAAAAUCAGUAUAUAAAAUGAAUUGACAGUUGGUAAUACGCAUUUAGAAAAUAAAACUGUGUAUUAAACUUUAGGUGUUUGGAAAGGCUAAACAAAAAAUGUUCUUAGGAGGUGCAAGAAAGUGUACAGUGAAAGUGCCUACCUAACAGUUCCAGAGAGUAGUUGCUGCCACGCUGAAAGACUGAACAUUAAUGCGGCACAUAUAAGCAUGCCAGUGUGGUGGAUCACAUGCUCAGGACUGAGGUCCGUGUGGUUUCUUCCCUUUCAUCUGACGUCUUCUACGUUUUUUCCCCCCAGGUGUGGUGGGACAGUGGGCGCCAUCUUCACCUGUCCGCUGGAAGUCAUCAAGACGAGGCUCCAGUCUUCGAAACUGGCCUUCCGCACAGUCUACUACCCACAAGUCCAGCUGGGCACGAUCAGUGGCGAAGGAGUGGUCCGUCAGACGUCUGUCUCCCCUGGCCUCAUCCGGGUCCUGAAGUGAGUAUAAUGGGCUUGGCCCUCUACAAAUGUUAAGCAGCUCCACACAGGACUAAAUGGGGCCCCCCUCCUUUCACUGCAUCCUUGCUCUCUGUUCUUAACCCCGGACUGUCCAGAUAUGCUUCAUCUUCUCUCCCCUCUCUCACCCCCCCCCGAAACUGCAGAUCUAUUUUGGAAAAGGAGGGGCCACGGUCACUGUUUCGUGGGCUAGGGCCCAACCUGGUUGGAGUUGCGCCGUCAAGGUACGAAUCUAUUUAUUGCAUUCCUAUCCUGCCAUCUUUCCUACAAGGAGCUCAAAGUGGCGCACAUACCUCUGCUUUUUUUUAAUCCUCACAACAACAACCUUGUGAGGUAGGUUAGGCUGAGUGAGUGACUGGCCCAAGGGAGCUUCAUGGCUAGUAGGGAUUUGAACCCUGCUCUCCCAGGUCCUAGGGACGCUGGUGGCGCUGUGGGUAAAACCUCAGCGCCUAGGGCUUGCCGAUCGUAUGGUCGGCGGUUCGAAUCCCCGCGGUGGGGUGCGCUCCCGUCGUUCGGUCCCAGCGCCUGCCAACCUAGCAGUUCGAAAGCACCCCCGGGUGCAAGUAGAUAAAUAGGGACCGCUUACCAGCGGGAAGGUAAACGGCGUUCCGUGUGCUGCGCUGGCUCGCCAGAUGCAGCUUGUCACGCUGGCCACGUGACCCAGAAGUGUCUGCGGACAGCGCUGGCUCCCGGCCUAUAGAGUGAGAGGAGCGCACAACCCUAGAGUCUGGCAAGACUGGCCCGUACGGGCAGGGGUACCUUUACCUUUACCUUUACCUCCCAGGUCCUAGUCUGGCACUCAAGCCACAGCACCAUACCGGUUCUCAUCUUGCUUUUUAAUCUUUCAGAAACCUUUAAUGUACUUGGCUUAUAACUCUGGUUAUAUAACUCACCAGAGACUUACCUGGUAGAGGCAACAGGCAACGGCUUCCAUUUCCCACAGUCCUUCAUAGCAUCAUUGGCCCAGGAGCACUGUGGGAGAAGUCAGCUUCUCAACAGUCCUGCUAGCAGGUAAAUCUACUGCUGAGGAUUCUGGGACAGGUGUUGGUAGAUCCUGGCAGGGCACAGAGGACGCCUGCCCAAGGUUGCCAGGAGCCAAAACCAGGGCCUUUAGAAAUAUGCAGUGGAUUAUUUCACUUGCUUGAUAGAGAUGUGUAUUCUGCUCAGUCUUUGCAGGCGGGUGUGUGUGUGUGUGUGUGUGUGUGUGUGUGUGUGUGUGUUGGAAACCAUAUUCAAGACAGAGACAUAACCAACAUUCUCACUGCUCAGAGAAGACCCAUUGAAAUUAAGGAAAAUGACAAAGUUAGGUCUGUAAAUUCUAAGGGGUCUAGUGUGAGUAGGGUUAAUGUUGGGCACAACCUGUAACGUGGUAUAUGUCCACAACAGAGGGAAUCUUGGAGACGUUCUGUGCAUAUUGAAGGCAUAAAUUUGGAAAAACCUUCUGAGUCCAUGCCCUUCCCCAGAGUUUUAUAUUUAUUUUCUUAGAUGUAUAUCCUGCCUUCAUUCCAUCAUGGAAGCCCACCAUUCAUGGGGUUCCCAGGCAUAAACCAGACCCAGACCAGUGAUUAGCACAUGUCUCCAGAUUGUGUUGAUCCUAGAUAUGAAAUUCAGUAUCUGCAUAGUCUCGGCUCUCUUCCUUUAAAAAAAAAAAUAUAAAGCAAGGUUUCUAGUCCUCAAGGUUGCCAAGGUAGGCUUGAAAAGUGUACAUGGAAUGUGUGGUGAACAUCUCAGCCGGAAGGGAGUCCUGAAAAGGAUUAUCAGUAGUCAGGGUUGGCUGGGGUACUGCUUUAGAAUCCUUCAUAGCUCCUGAAGCAGGCAAGAUUUUGCAUAAUAUGUGUGCAUUUGCAGUGGCUUCUCAGUGUCUUAAAAACGACUUCCCAGUUUCUCGUUUUUCUCCUUCUUGUACAUGCCCCACUCUGGCAACAUUUGGCCGCCUUCCAGCUCGCUGGACAAGCUUGCACACUCUUUUAUUCUCCAGUCUGGGGUAAUGAUUUAAUUGGGAAAGGGAAUUUCUCCCCUUCUCCUGCAAAGGCUGACGGCUUAGCCCUGGCCAAAGAAACCUUUCUCCUUGACAACAAUACUGAGAUCCCAGCUGAAAGAUACAUUUGUAGGUUUUGUUUCGUUUUUUAAAAAAGCCUUUCGGACAAGAGUAGCAGCCUUGUUCUAAAGCUGGAGCGCUUUGCUAAUGGCUCUGGCUCUGGGAUCCUUCUUUGGGGCCAGAACUGGGGAGAAAGGAUAGGAGAGGUGGCUGUCCCUCCGCAGAAAUAAAACGCUGACCUCCUUCUGUUUGCUUGCCAGGCCCUAAGGAACUAUUGAUAAUCCAGUCACUAUUUAUCUAGGCCUAAACUACCUCCAGGACGCGGGUGAUGCUGUGGGUUAAACCACAGAGCCUAGGGCUUGCCGAUCAGAAGGUUGGCGGUUCGAAUCCCCGCGACGGGGUGAGCUCCCGUUGCUCGGUCCCUGCUCCUGCCAACCUUGCAGUUAGAAAGCACGUCAAAGUGCAAGUAGAUAAAUAGGUACCGCUCCAGCAGGAAGGUAAACAGCGUUUCCGUGCGCUGCUCUGGUUCGCCAGAAGCGGCUUAGUCAUGCUGGCCACAUGACCUGGAAGCUGUACGCUCCCUCGGCCAAUAAAGGGAGUUGAGCGCUCAACCCCAGAGACGGUCACAACUGGACCUAAUGGUCCAGUUUUUAAACUACUUCCAGGCCCAGCCCACUCAUGAGGUGGGGUGAAGCCAUUGCCUCAGGUGGCAGAAGUCCUCAAGGCCAAGGUGUACCCACAGGCUCCCCGCUGCCUCCAGCGCCAACACUGAAAUCUCGCAAGAUCUUGAGAAGCAUGCGGGGUCUCACGAGAUUUCUGCAACAUCUUGCCAGAAAUCGGCACCAGUUCCGUCGCCACUUCACCACCAGCAGCGGGACGGGCGGCAGGGUAAGGCGGAACUUCCUGUUUCGCCCGAAGUGGUGAAAUGGGACAUUCCACCCCUGCCUACCUUGCAGGGCUGUUGUGAGUGCAAAAUGGGAUUGGAGGCUAAGAACUCUGCACGCUGCCCUAGAGCUCCUUGGAGGAAAAAGGAGAUGUUAAUAAAAUACAUAAAGUAUUAGCUUAGUUUGGAUUAUUCAUGUGUGUGCUGUAUAAGAAAAAAGUGGGAGGCAUUUAUUGUCACACUUUUUUUGGCUAAGAAGGGCACAACAAGUAAUCAGAGCAGUGCAAGCCAUCUUCCGGAUCUGGCGAGUCCAGAACACCUCUGGCUGCGGGUGCAAAGCCUCUUUUCCCCACAACGUACAGCGUUUCUCGAAGCUACAGCUGACUCGUUUUAUUUUUCUGAGCUGUUGUGGAAAAUGCAUCCUGUGGGGCUGUUGGGAGUUGUAGUCCCAAACCACAAAGCGAAGUCUGUGCUCAUAUGAUCAGACAAGUGGAAAGUGUUUGAAUAAAAAUGAUCAUUCUAACAUUCUGCCUACUUUUGUUUGCCAUAUUAUUAUUACAGUGGUAGCUCAGGUUAAGUACUUAAUUCGUUCUGGAGGUUCGUACUUAACCUGAAACUGUUCUUAACCUGAAGCACCCCUUUAGCUAAUGGGGCCUCCUACUGCCGGUGCGCCGCCGGAGCACGAUUUCUGUUCUCAUCCUGAAGCAAAGUUCUUAACCUGAAGCACUAUUUCUGGGUUAGCAGAGUCUGUAACCUGAAGCAUAUGUAACCCGAGGUACCACUGCAUUAUUAUUAAGACAGGCUGCACAAAGUUUUUGUUUUUAAUGGGGUUUAAAAAGGUCAGAGGCCAUCGCUUUACAAGGACACCCACUCUCUGUCAACCUGACUUUGCCUCUUCAAUUCAUGAUUAGAACUCAGAGCCCUUUCCCCCACCCCUCCUCUUACCUCUCCCACAGGGCCGUCUAUUUUGCCUGCUACUCCAAGGCCAAGCAGCAGUUCAAUAACAUCUUUGUGCCGAACAGCAACAUCGUCCAUGUCUGCUCAGCAGGUUCUGCAGGUUUGUAACCCUAAUCGAAGGGGAUGUAGUUUACCAGCCAGUGCUUUUUAUGAAGAUGCAUUGAGCAAAAGCAACUGCCUCUAUUGGGGCCAACCAGGCUAAGGGGUUGGCAGCCUGGCAGCCUCAGGGUGUGGGUGUGGGUGGGAAGACCUUUUUUGGCCCAACAGGCUGGAUCUUUAUCUCCUCCCCCUCCCUGCAACAGGCUAACUUUGACAGGUGGGUGGGACCAUCCACCUUGCAAUCAUCUGACGUCAGAAUGCUAGCCGAGGCAGGUAGACUUGACUGGCAAGCAGCCUUGGCUGCAAGUCCAUUAUUAUCAUUAAAUUUAUUACUCACUCUUCACCAGCAGAUCCCAGGGCAGGUUACACACGAUUUAACAUUUAAAACAGUUAAAAUAGAUGACAGAUCACCGGUAAAAGGUGGGCUCUGAAAACUCAUGUCUCAGGUGUCAAAAGCCAGGGUAAAGAGGUGGAUCUUCAGCAUUCACUGGACGCUGUACAGGAAUGAAGCCAGGCACACCUUUAAACCAGGAGUGAAUAAACACAAGGCCAAAUUCAAGAUACAAUUGUAGAGUUGGAAGGGACCACAAGGGUCAUCUAGUCUAUCCCACUACAAUGCAGGAAUCUUUUGCCUAACAUGGGGCUCGAACCCACAACCCUGAGAUCAACACAAGUCUCACGCUCUGCCACGGAGCCAUGAGAUCACGCUUGGUGUUGGUGGGCUGUGUAUUUCAUUUCUUACAUUUAUAUCCCACCCAUCCUCCCAAAGGAGCCCAGGGUGGUAGAUACUUGUGUAAUGAAAAAAUGCAAUUAAAAAUAAGUGUAUUUUUUAAAAAAUUAAAACUUUUGAAACAGAUUUAUGAACAGAUGUAACCAAGUCAUAUGUCUGGAUCGGCCUUUCCAAACAGGAAAGGCGUGCUGAAACGAAUGAGGUUAAUUUCCCUAGUUAUCACAUCCAGGUUUAUUUAUUUAAGGUUUUUAAAUAAACUGCUUAAAAAAAUAAAUCUCUAAGCAGUGUACAUUAAAUAUUGCACCAAGUUUGUCUUUGCCUACUUGAAGCCACAUUUCCUUAAUUUUGCCUGGUGUGAGAGUGACUUAAGAGAAGUGAAGUCUUGUUUGAACAUUGUAUGUAACAAGUGAAGUCUUGUUUGAACAUUUUAUGUAUGUUUGAAGGUUGCAUGAUCAGUCCAGUGGCCCAUCUAUUCCAGCAUCCUGUUCCCAGCUAGAUGUCUGUGGGAAGCCAGGAAGCAGGAACUGAGUGCAACAUCAGGGUUCUCCCCACAUGUGAUUCCCAGUUACUGACUUCCUCUUUGCGAAAACAACAGUGUGUGAAAAAGGGAGCAACAAGAAUCAAACAACGAGGACUGCUCAGUUUCCUUCUGUCUCUCAAAUAAGGGAGCUGCCUCCCUUCUGAGACCAACUCACCUGUGUGCAUUUCCUUUCUUUCUGUCUCCCUUUUUAUUUUUUGCAUUGAAGUGCCGAUCUCCAGGCACAGAGCAGCUGAGUGUGUAUUGCAGCCGCUCUCCAGUUACACAAGCUGCUAUCCAGCUCGAGCCAGAGCAGAGCUUGAAAUAAACCAAGUGUUACAUGGGCCGCUUACAUAACUUUGGAGGCAUGUGCCUUUCUGCAGAAAGCAACCGGGAAAUGUGGAUAUGAGUCUCCAUUAAUUUGAGCUGGCCAUUUUACCUGCUCAGUUGGUUUUUACAUGUUUCUACCGUCUGUAUGCAAAUUUGCAGUGGCUGAUGCAAAUAAUUGCCUGCCUUCCUGUUAACAGCUGAGUGCUGUGGCUCAGAGGGAGAGCACUUGUUUUACAUGCAGGAGGCCCCCGGUUCAAUCCCUGGCAUCUCCAGGUCAGAAGGGACUUUUUACCUGCAACCCUGGAGAGCCACUGCCAGUCAGUGUAGACAACACUGAACUUUAGGGACCCAGUGGUCUGACUCUGUAUAAGGCAGCUUCCCAUUCAAAUCAGUCCUUUAUGCAGAACCAUGAGGACUAGAAUCUUACUUUUUAGCAGGAGGGCCUUUAGCUCCACUGUGGAACACCUGCAUUGCAUGCAGAAGGUCCUACAUCCAACCCCCAGCAUCUCCAGAUAAAGGCUGGGGUACAAGUCCACAGAGCCACUGCCAGCCCGUGUAAACAGUACUGAGCUAGAUGGACUUAAGGGCCUGAUUUGGUGUAAGGAACCUUCCUGUCAAUCCCUGGGAUCUGUCCCCCCCACCCCCCAAAAAAAGAGAUCAGGAAACAGGUGAUGGGAGAGAUCACUUGUAUGAGACUGCAGAAAAACACUAAAGUCGGAGUUGAUAAUGUUAUACCAGGUGGGCCAAUGGACAGAGGUGAUCUAAGGUAGUAUCACCCACCAUUUUCUUCUGCCCCAAAGCCACCUCUGUUGAUCACAUCCAGAAGUGGACAGAUGACUCAACAAUGCCACCUAGAGCUCCUGCAUAGGUGGUACACACACUUUCAUGCAUAGACGUUCUCUGAAUUUGUAAGGGCAGCUUGAGAUGCUCCACCUGUCCUGGACACAACUGAAACCUGCAGGAAAUGCCAAUGGGCUCUUUAUAAAAGUGGAAGGGUGGAUUUAGAUUUGUGUUUAGUGCUGAGCACACACGCACAAAGACAUUUGGAGACCUAAGUUUAGACUGGUUUUCAAAAACGCUUUUCAGUCAAACUGAGAUGAAAGAAACAACAUUAAAUAAACUAUUUUCCAUACGAGGACUGCAGGAGAUUCUUUGUCUUUGAAAAAUGGAAGCUGCUGUCAAGCUCUUGCUCCAUCUAGCUCUGUGCUGUCUACACUGGCUUGCAGCACCUCUCCAGGGCUUCAGGCUUUCCGAGCCUUACCUGGAGAUGUCAGGGACUGAACCUGGGAUCUUUUUGCUUGCAAAGCAGAGGCUCUGGCACUGAGCUACUUGUAAGUGAUAUUCCCUUGGAUGUGCAAGAGAUGCUUCUUCUCAAGUUUAUAGCUGUAUAUUACCUACAAUUUUAUUCCGUGCACUGCGUAGAGUGCUUUGUGAUUAAGCAGAAUAAAAGCCUUCCUAAAUCUUUGUGGGAGUGGGGGGUUAUUGGUUUGUUUUGUUCUUACUAUGUAUUUUGUGUUUUUAUCUUGUAUUUUUAUGCUGUGAACCACCCUGAGAUCUUUGGAUGACGGGCAGUAUCCAUAUUUAAUAAAUACAUGAAAUACGUGAGGGGGAUGCACACAUCUUGAAAACCAAAACAACUGUCUCUUUCCCUUCAUGCUUCUUAUCCAUAUGCAAACUUCUUGCAGUCUAGUGUUGUUGUUGUUAAGAUUUGUAUACCACUCUUUAUUUGUAGAUAAAACGCACAAAAUGCGUAAUAAAAAUAAGAACAAAAACAAACCAAUAAUCCCUCCUCUCACAACACAUUUAAAAGGGCAUCGGGUGUCAAUCAGCCCAAGGUCUGAUCAAAGAGGAACAUUUUCAACUGGCAUCUAAACGACAGGGAGAGAUAUUUCCAAUCAUUGCUAGCCAAUCUGCUUUAACUGACAAUGUGCCCGGGACCUUCUGCAAGCGCCCAAAUGUGCCCUCUCACCAGGCUGCCUUUUUCCCGGCUGUCCUUUCCUUUUCUCAGUGCUCUGACAAGCUAACCAAUUUCCUUCUCCUUCAUCUGUUUCGCAGCCUUUAUCACAAACUCGCUGAUGAACCCCAUAUGGAUGGUGAAAACCAGGAUGCAGCUGGAAAGGAGGUAAUCCCAGGGGCUGAGCUGGUGAAACAGCACCUAAGGGAAAGGAAGGUGUCUCCCUCAGCUAUGUCACUUCCACCAAGCUGUGUGCCACUCCACCAAGCUGCCUCAGCAGGAGAGAUAGGCAGGAGAAGGCUUCUUUCAUUACCUCCUUGCCUUUGCACAGUGUCAGCUGGUCUUUAUGGGAACAACCGUUUAGAACAGGCUUCCUCAAACUUGGCCCUCCAGAUGUUUUUGGCCUACAACUCCCAUGAUCCCUAGCUAGCAGGACCAGUGGUCAGGGGUGAUGGGAAUUGUAGUCUCAACAUCUGGAGGGUCGAGUCUGAAGAAGCCUGGUUUAGAAAAUGGUGUCUGAGUUUUGAUUUUGGUUUUCCUCUUCCCUCCCUGCCCACUCUCCCUUGUGUGCUGUGUGUGUGUGUUUUUUUAAGAUUGUAAGCCUGCAAGUAAGGGGGCUGUCUUGUUUCGACAGUGCAUCAUCCACCCUGGGAACCGUUUUGACCAAAGAGUAGGGUGCAAAUCCUCUAAAUAAAUAAAGAAAUAUAAAGUGCCUUAAAAAAUUGGAAUAAAUGGAUGGUUAUUCAUUUUUCGGGAUGGAGGGUGGUGGGAGAAAUUCUGGGUUGCAGCUAAUGCUAGUUCUACAAGAGUAAAUUCAUGACUGGCUUUGGUAGAUCUACUCCUGGAGUAGGACGAGAACAGCUAUAGACCCCCGUCACGUAUGUUGAUUCAAGCAAGGUACUGAUCGCUGUUUCUCUCCACCCCCACCCGCCUUUUUGCAUUCCAGAGUCAGAGGUUCGAAGCAGAUGAACACGCUGCAAUGUGCUCGCUAUGUCUACCAGACAGAAGGAGUCCGCGGCUUCUAUCGGGGCCUGACUGCCUCCUACGCUGGGAUCUCUGAGACCAUCAUCUGCUUUGCUAUUUAUGAGAGCCUGAAGAAGCAUGUGAGCGAGGUCCGGUUGGCCCCUUCUCCCGCUGGCGGGACAGAGCGGAACUCCACAAGUUUCUUCGGAUUGAUGGUCGCCGCUGCCAUUUCUAAAGGCUGUGCGUCAUGCAUUGCUUACCCACAUGGUACGUGAGCUGCACCCUUUGCUGGACUGGCUUCCGUCCAGGCACUGACCUCCUUCAGUUCAUCUUCCUGAGAUUCCCUUAGCUAUUUAUUUAUUCUCAUUCAUUCAUUCAUAAUCAAGUUGCUAGCCCUUAUGGUUGGUUGUACAACAGGGAUGAGGAAUCUGGUCCAGGCCUGGUGCCUGCAAGGGGGUCCAGAUCUGACUGCAGGGCCAUUUCCCCCAAACCACGCCCAUCUGCCUGUCAUCUGAUGUCGCUCGUGACAUCUGGCGGGUGGGAGGGCGGGCAGGGUUGAAUCCUGCAUUUGCUGUGAACAUCCAGAGAGUGGGUGGGCUGGCAUCCAAACUGAGCAGGAUUCAACCCUACGAUUUAAGCAGGAUUUAAACCGCAGCAGGGAACAGGGACGUGCUGACAAAACUGAGCGGGAUUUAACACCCCCCCCCCCACUUAUUCACUGAUUGGGGGGUGGGCCUUAAAUCCUUUCUGGUUCGGCUGAAUUUCUUGCAAACCCCUUCUUGAUUUGGGAAGUGGUUUGCAUGGAACCUGCUCCUAAAAGCAAUGGGGGGCAACUCGGUUUUAGCAUUGCCUUGAAAGAUGCUUUGAAGACCCGUGUUCAGGACUUGAAAGCGCCUUGCACCUGAUGUCAUUGUGGAAUUGCCAGUUUUGAUAAGGAUCUAGCCCGUGGAGCUAAAAUGGUUCCCAACCCCUGCUGGGAGGUAUGCUUGAAAAGAGGAUGGGUGGUACCUGGUUGUUUGGCAGGUGUGCCCUUGUCCCCUCUUGCAAACCAAAAUUCUGCAAAACAGCAGCCUAUGCAAAUAGUUCAUAUUCCAAAAUUCUUUCUUGCAAGCAAAACAGUUUGCCACUACACUAUGCCACCAGGUAACUUGCUGAGGAAAACUUAAAAUGGGCAUUGCAGGGGUUUGGUCUAGAUGACCCUAGGGGUCCCUUCCAACUCUACAAUUCUAUUAUUCCAACACCUUUAAUUUGUCUCUCUUUCCUACCCUAGAGGUUAUACGGACAAGACUACGGGAGGAAGGCACCAAGUACAAGACAUUUGUCCAGACGGCGCGGCUGGUGUUUCGGGAAGAGGGCUACUUGGCCUUCUACAGAGGACUCUUUGCUCAGCUCAUGCGGCAGAUCCCAAACACGGCUAUUGUCCUGUCUACCUACGAGUUAAUAGUGUACCUGUUAGAAGACUGAGUUAAGUAGCCGACCAAGACUUGAAUCAAAAACGCACUCAGACAAACAAACAAAAAACUGUUAAAACUUCCACAGGCCAGUUUCUUCGCAAAGAGCCGUUUCAAACAGUCGGACAGGACUGGAGAGUUGGAAAAAUCAUGGAUCAUUUUGCUUGAUAACGUGCUCUCUUUUUAAAAGUUUAUUUUCUGCUCUCUUUUUCUUUAUUUUCUUCCUUAGGGGAUUCAUGCUUUCUGAAAGGUGUUGAUGUUUAAAUGUUAAUAGUUAAUUAUUACCUUUUUUUAACUUAAAAGAGACGAGGUUCAGAAAUUAAAAACGACAAAACUAAAUUAAAAUCACUAUUUAAUUUACA